Molecule: messenger RNA, 1659 nt
Organism: Argentina anserina (silverweed cinquefoil)
Lineage: Eukaryota; Viridiplantae; Streptophyta; Magnoliopsida; Rosales; Rosaceae
Product: beta-glucosidase 13-like
Exons: 10
Coding region: 1-1659 (552 amino acids)
Biological process (GO): carbohydrate metabolic process
Molecular function (GO): beta-glucosidase activity
Source: RefSeq, a predicted model, not a curated record
AUGGCUUCAUCAACUAAUUUAUUCUAUGUUCUCGUCUCGGUUUGUGCCAUCAUGAAAUCGAUUGCAUGCUGCUGUGGCCGGGCUACUAUUCUAAGUUUAAAUGGUGUCGCACCAAAUUUGACACCAGGAGGAUUAAAAUUAUCCUGCGAAAUUUUCGAAGAAUUAUUGGUUUCAAGAUCAGACUUCCCAGAUGAUUUUACUUUUGGAGUUGCUACCUCUGCCGCACAGACUGAAGGGUCAGCCAGAGAAGGAGGGAGAGGACCAAGUAUAUGGGAUCAUCGCGUUGAUAUACUGCCAGAUGCAAUUAUAAACAGCGACAAAUUUUCUACAGCAAUUGAUUCAUAUAGACGAUACAAGGAAGAUAUUAAGAUUAUCAAGAACCUCGAAGUAGAUGCUUACCGAUUCUCCAUCUCCUGGAGUAGGAUAUUACCAAAAGGAAGUUUAAGUGGGGGAAUUAAUCAAGAGGGUAUUGAUCACUAUAACAGCUUCAUCGACGAUUUGAUCAGAAAUGGAAUCAAACCUUUCGUGACGAUUUUACACUCUGAUUUUCCACAAGCUUUGGAAGAGAAGUAUGGUGGUUACUUGAACCGUUCAUUUGUGAAUGAUUUUAAAGACUAUAGUGAAAUUUGCUUCAAAACAUUUGGAGAUAGGGUUAAAAAUUGGUUCACAAUUAAUGAGCCAACAGUUCCUGCAGUUUACGGGUAUGAAUUUGGGAUCGCCCCGCCAGGGAAGUGUUCACUCAAGGACGGAGUUUGUGUGUUUGGGACUCCUGAAAACUGUGUAGUUUCGGCAGGUCCAUGCAAUUUUGGUGGUAAUUCCAGCACAGAACCUUACAUUGUAGCCCAUAACCAAAUUAUUGCCCAUGCCACCGUGGCCAAGCUCUACAAAGAAAAAUACCAAGCACGACAAAAGGGUGAGAUUGGAAUCGUCCUUGCUUCAAAAUACUAUGUGCCUCUUACGGAUUCACAGGAAGAUAAAGUUGCAGCUGAACGGCUUUUCGACUUCAACCUAGGAUGGUUUAUAGAACCAUUUGUAUAUGGAGAUUAUCCAAAGAGUAUGAAAGAGUUUGUGAAGGAAAGACUACCUAGCUUUUCUGCACAAGAGAAAAGUUUGAUCAAGGGAUCUCUAGAUUUUGUUGGAAUUAAUUACUACACAUCAACUUAUGCUAGACAUAUGACACCACCAUCAUCUGAAGAAUUUCGCUAUUCUGUGGAUGUAUCAGCCGAAGAAACAGUUAUGAAGGACGGAGCUUUCCUAGGCAAGGACAGUGAAGGGCACUGGCCGGAAGGGCUGCAGAAAUUGAUGGAGUAUAUAAUGGAGAAAUAUCAAAAUCCUAAAAUCUACAUCUCCGAAAAUGGGCUUUUCACAACAAGGAACGAUAACCUUGCACUUGCUGAUCAACUAAAGGACCCGGAACGAAUUUCAUUUCUUGUUCGUCAUUUGUAUCGUCUCAACAAGGCAAUUAAGAAUGGAGUAAACGUGAAAGGAUACUUCUACUGGUCUCUCUUCGACGAUUUUGAAUGGGGAAUGGGGUUUUCGCAUAAAUAUGGGCUAUACUAUAUCGAUCUAGAUCACAAUAACAGGCGCAUCCCCAAGCAGUCUGCUGAGUGGUUCAAAACUUUUCUUCAAAGUGAUUAUGCGACUCGAGCUAGCAGCUAA